UGUGUCCUCAUAACAAAAGUUUCUACACUGGUCCGCCAUUGAAAUUUUUAUCCCCAAAUCCUAAUUCCUUCUCCCAUUUAAGUAAAAACCCUAAUCAACAUUAAUCCAGAUCUAAACCCUUAAUCAUCACAGAUUAAUCUCUUUGAUAUUCUCUAACACCAGAGAGAGACAAAAAGGAGGAAAUGGCAACUCCAAUGCCACCAGGGCUACCAAGGCAACCCCCACCCUCGACUCACAAUCCAAAUUUCCAGCAAAGCCCGGAUUCUUUAUCAGAUAAUUUGCAGAAGUUGAAUAUCAAUAAGCCUACUCUUCCCCCAUUUAUAAGAUCACCACCGCCCCCCUCCACCUCAGCUCCUUCACCACCAAUUUCCCGCCCUGGUGCACCACCCCCAGGGGUGGUUCCCAGACCCAAUGUGCCUCCAAAUGUGGGUUCAGUUAUACCCUUUGGGGCACCUGGUGGACAGCCUUUGCCUUUUGGAACUAGAUCACCUCCAGGGUCUUUACCUUCUUCAAAGGGGGGUGGUCCAGUCAUCAGUCCAGGUGGUUCAAAUGCAUCCCAAUUGAUUGCUCCACCGAGUGCUUUUGUAACUCCUUCAAGUGCAUGGGGUGGUUCAAUUAGAAAUGGUCCACCAGUUGGGGUGCCUCCACCAAUGACGGGAACAGUUAUGUCUCCUGGUCAGGCUCCUAACAUGGGGUCUUUUCUUGGGAGCCCUCAGGGUAGUUAUCCACCAGGUCCUCAUAUGCAAUCGGCUUCGCCAUUUUCAGCACCAUUGGCUGCUCCUUUUGGGACACAGACAUGGUCACCAGGGCAGGUGGCCCCGCCUACUGCAGCAUCUGAUGCUUUUCAACCACCUAGAGUGUUCGGAAUGCCACCUCUGCAACCAAACCAAUUAUCCCCUGCCAUUGAUCAAACAGGGACUAGUUUGGAAGGCUCGUGGAAGUCUAACUCAGAUCAAGUCCCAAGGCCAAGUCCAAGUUCCUCAACAAUUCUGCACGAUACUCGUCAAGGCAAUCAGGCCAAUCCUCCUCCGCCUGCUACUAGUGAUUACAUUGUCAGAGACACUGGAAACUGCAGUCCACGCCAUAUGAGAUGCACAAUCCAUCAGAUUCCUUGCACUGCUGACCUUUUAACAAAUUGUGGCAUGCAAUUAGCAUUAUUGGUUCAGCCUUUGGCCCUUCCUCACCCAUCUGAGGAGCCCAUUCCGGUUGUGGAUUUUGGAGAAAAUGGUCCAAUUCGAUGCUCUCGUUGCAAAGGCUACAUCAACCCUUUCAUGAAGUUCAUCGAUCAUGGCAGGCGGUUCAUUUGCAACUUUUGCGGGUUUUUUGAUAAUACUCCGCCUGAGUAUCAAUGCAAUCUAGGUCCAGAUGGUAGGCGUAGAGAUGCUGAUGUGAGGCCUGAGCUAUGUAAAGGAACUAUUGAAUUUGUUGCUACAAAGGAAUAUAUGAUGCGAGAUCCAAUGCCUGCCGUGUAUUUCUUCCUCAUUGAUGUUUCCAUGAAUGCAAUACAGACUGGUGCAACUGCUGCAGCAUGUGCUGCAAUCAACCAAGUCAUUGCUGAUCUUCCACAGGAAGGUGCUCGGACAAUGGUGGGAAUUGCAACAUUUGACUCAACUAUCCAUUUUUAUAAUUUGAAACGUGCACUGCAGCAGCCAUUGAUGCUGAUUGUUCCAGAUGUCCAGGAUGUUUAUAUUCCUCUAGAAACUGAUAUCAUUGUUCAGCUUUCGGAGAGCCGUCAACAUAUAGAGCAACUGCUGGAAAGCAUUCCAACCAUGUUUCUGGACAACAGAACUGCUGAGUCAGCUUUUGUUGCGGCAGUCAAGGCUGCUUUCUUGGCAAUUAAGAGUACUGGAGGGAAACUUUUGGUAUUUCAAUCAGUCCUACCAUCAGUUGGCAUGUUAGCACUUUCUGCACGAGAUGCUGAAGGAAGAAGUAACACCUCUGCAGGAGAAAAGGAGGUUCAUAAACUACUCCAACCAGCAGACAAAACUUUAAAGACAAUGGCAAAUGAAUUUGCAGAGUGCCAGGUCUGCGUGGAUGUAUUUAUCACUACCCAGACUUAUGUAGACAUUGCUUCCAUCUCUCUCAUCCCAGGAACUACAGGAGGGCAGGUUUAUUACUAUUACCCUUUCUCAUCCGUUUCUGAUCCAGCAAAACUUUACAAUGAUCUUAGAUGGAAUAUUACAAGGCCCCAAGGUUUUGAAGCCGUGAUGCGUGUGAGAUGCAGCCAGGGCAUUGAAGUGAAAGAAUACCAUGGAAACUUUUGCAAACGUGUUCCAACAGAUGUCGACCUACCUGGGAUUGACUCUGACAAAACUAUAAUGGUAACUUUAAAACAUGAUGAUAAACUGCAGGAUGGGUCAGAGUGCACUUUUCAGUGUGCUCUUCUUUAUACCACUGCGUACGGCCAAAGAAGAAUCCGGGUUUCAACUUUGUCUUUGCCAUGCACAAGCAGCUUAACUAACUUGUUCCGAGCAGCUGACUUAGAUGCACAAUUUGUAUGUUCUUUGAAGCAAGUGGCAAACAAAAUUCCUUCUACUCCACUCUUGCAAAUACGGGAACAAGUGACAAAUAUCUGCAUCAAUAAUUUGCUUGCAUACCGUAAAUUUUGUACCACAUCAACAUCAUCAGGACAGUUUGUUCUUCCUGAAGCACUGAAGCUUUUGCCUUUAUACACUCUUGCACUAACCAAAAGUACUGGAUUGCGCAUUGAUGGGAGAAUAGAUGAUCGGUCUUUUUGGAUCAAUAUUGUAUCCCACAUUUCUAUUCCUUCAGCAGUUAGCCUAGUGCUCCCACGGAUGAUUGCUGUUCAUAACCUUGAUCUGGAGGAGGAGGGAGGAUCUGUUAUUCCUCCAGUACUUCCUCUUUCAAGUGAAUAUGUGAGUGAGGAUGGCAUUUAUCUUCUUGAAAAUGGUGUUGAUGGCUUAAUAUACAUAGGUAGUUUGGUGGAUUCAGUAAUAUUGCAACAACUAUUUGGCAUUUCUUCAGUUGAUGAAACACCUACCCAGUUUGUAUUGCAGCAAUAUGAUAAUUCAUUAUCAAAGAAGUUAAAUCGUGUUAUAAAUGAGAUACGGCGCCAAUGGUGCUCCUACCUCAGAUUGACUUUGUGCAAAAAAGGAGAUCCAUCAGGAAUGUUGUUCUUCUCAUAUUUAAUUGAAGACCCGAAUCCGAAGGGCGGUCAAUCCUAUUCUGAGUUUUUGGUAUAUCUGCAUCGGAAAAUUCAAUCAAAAAUGUCUUGAUUAUUCAUUUGGGUUACAAAUUCAGUUAACAUGCAAGGCCAGGAUGGAACUCAAACUGACCAGGGAGAAGAAAAAAAGGACUCUUGCUGAACUUACAUGUGUUAUGGAAUCAGCGCUAUUGUCUAUUUACUGAAAGAAAGAUGGGCCUGGUUUUUAUGAGGAAAGGCUUUUUGCUUGAGAAAGGUUAAUGUUUGGUGACAGAAACUAAGUGCAACAUUAAAUUGGGCUAGACCUAUUUCUUGCCCUUUUCCCUCAAACCCCAAUUUUCUCCUUACUCUUGUUUAGUGGACGAAUCAUCCAACAAGGACAAAAGAAGUUAAAUCAUUGGUGCAAA
This is a messenger RNA of Theobroma cacao (cacao), 3570 nucleotides long. NCBI's taxonomy places the organism in Eukaryota, Viridiplantae, Streptophyta, Magnoliopsida, Malvales, Malvaceae. The record is from RefSeq and is a predicted model, not a curated record.